UCUCCAUUUUCAUCAUAAGCAACUAUUUAAAGGAAAGAUAAACCAAAUUCCUUUUGUUCUGGAUGGAGGAAAUGGAGAUCAGAAGAGGAAGAAAUAACAAUCAAAGUCUCUUCAUCUUGUCUUUUCUCUUCGGGGUUUUUGAAUCUUGCACGUAUCUUCAACAUAUAAAGUAAAAUCUGUGUUGUAAACUGAAUAGAUCGAUCAAUCGAAACCUAACAAAAGAAGUAAUAUGAUUUGAUGCGGUUGGAGGGAUAUGGAAUUUAGAAUGGAACCUGGCAAGAACAGCAGCAACCUGCAGAGUUCGAGCUCUCUGACCAUAGGUGAGCGUCUUUGCGCGGUGGUUAUACCAUUUAUCGCCUUAAUCGAAGCUGUGAUAUUCACCUUAGGUGAUUGCUUCGACUGCCGACGUCCUCCAGGGAAGCAUCUUUUCCGAUUUCCUGACAUUACUCAACUCGCCAAGGAGAGUCCAUUUACGAUUAACGAAGUGGAAGCACUGCACGAGCUGUUCAAGAAGCUGAGUAGCUCCAUCAUUGACGAUGGCUUCAUACACAAGGAAGAGCUCCAAUUGGCAUUAUUCAGAUCUCCAUCUGGCGAGAAUCUUUUUCUGGAUAGGGUUUUUGAUCUUUUUGAUGAAAAGAGAAAUGGUGUUAUUGAAUUUGAUGAAUUUGUCCAUGCACUCAGUGUCUUCCAUCCUCAUACUCCAUUGGAAGAAAAAAUUGAUUUUGCGUUCAGGCUGUAUGAUCUGAGACAAACAGGGUAUAUUGAGCGGGAAGAAGUUAAGCAGAUGGUAAUUGCUAUCUUGUCGGAGUCUGAAAUGAAUCUGCCGGAUGAACUUGUGGAAGUAAUUAUUGAUAAGAUGCAGAUGCUGACAUGGAUGGGAAAAUCAGCAAAGAAGAAUGGAAGGCUUUUGCCUUACGACACCCCAACCUUUUGAAGAACAUGACUCUCCCUUAUCUGAAGGACAUCACCACAGUAUUUCCAAGUUUUGUUUUUAACACAGAGGUUGAGGACUGAGAAUUUCAAUUUGCAUGCUCAAGACUAUCAAGGAGUUUCUGGGAACUUGGGGUCCGUAUGUAUGAUCACCUGGGGCUGCCAUUGAAGCUGAAUCUUUGCUUCAUAACGGUUUGUGAUGUCUGUUGAAGGCUUGAAGCCAUACUCAUCAUCUUUGCAGUUGGCAGAGGUAAUUGGAUCUGCAAAAUGCAGGUGAAACCACAUUUGUUGCGCACUCAAAUUCCUUACCCUCGUUAUUGAAGGUCCCGCGGAGGAUAAAUAUCUGGCCAAUUUCACGGUCAUUGAUUUAAUUGAGUUUUGUGUUGUACAGGAUUAGAAUUGCUGAUUAUGGAUUUCCCGCUUCUGUAUAGUUUCAAUAUGUUUCAUUUUUAUUCCUUUUCCUCCCAAGAAUCUGUCACAUGAUCAAUGGGAAGAGCAAAAUAGUCGAUGCCCUUUGUAAUUUGUAUUUCUCUGAUCCCGCCGGGGUCUGAUAUCAGCUUCCAAAUUUGAGAAUAUUUUGUCCGGGAGGUCACGACAGAGGUAUUUUUAUGUGAAUUGGGUGCAGCAAAGAUUUGCAAAUGAGAAAUGUGUGCAUGCUCAUUCAGACUUGCAAACUCUUUGGAUGCAUGUUUUAUUUUUUAUUUUAUUUUUUUUUUUAGUUUUGGCUUGUAUGUUUGUGUGGGGAUUGUGGAUAAUAACCCAAAGAAAAUUGCUAAUUGACAUAUGUUGUUAUUUUCA
This is a messenger RNA of Macadamia integrifolia, 1728 nucleotides long. Its product is annotated as calcineurin B-like protein 10. Gene Ontology annotation, biological process: calcium-mediated signaling. NCBI's taxonomy places the organism in Eukaryota, Viridiplantae, Streptophyta, Magnoliopsida, Proteales, Proteaceae. Gene Ontology annotation, molecular function: kinase binding; calcium ion binding. The coding region runs from base 254 to 934 and encodes 226 amino acids. The record is from RefSeq and is a predicted model, not a curated record. The transcript is spliced from 9 exons.